AUGUACAAAAGGAUGGACCGGAGCCAGAGUUUUUGAAUCCCAUGGAAAAUGUCACCGUCGCAUUGGGUCGGGAAGCAAUUUUGGUGUGUUCGGUGAAAAACAUAGGAGAACACAAAGUUGGCUGGUUAAAAGCAGAAGACCAGACCAUAUUAAGUUUACACGAACGUGUAGUUACCGAAAACCGAAGAAUAGACAUAGAUGUGGAUAAUAACACGUAUUGGAGACUCAAGAUUCGGCAACUACAAAGAUCUGACAAAGGAUGUUAUAUGUGCCAGAUUAACACGCAUGUCAUGAAAAAACAAAUUGGUUGUGUAGACGUAAAAGUGGAUAGGGUACGAGGAGAACCGCUGUUGCUCAACAAAGUAGACCGCAGUCAGAUGGGACAUUAUUUGUGCAUAGCGUCCAACGAUGUACCACCGGCUGUUAGCAAGAGGAUCACGUUAAACGUUAACUUUUCUCCAGUAGUCUGGGUGACAAAUCAGAUUGUAAGUGCACCACUUAAUACACAUGUGCGACUGGAGUGUUUUGUAGAGUCGUUUCCCAAUUCCGUCAAUUAUUGGUCAGAUGAUAAAGGAGAAAUGAUUCGUCAAGGGCCAAAGUACUUUAUAGAAGAAGUUAAAACCAACUACAAAGUAAAUAUGUAUCUCAAUAUUCAGAAUUUGGAUAAAAAUGAUCUGGGGACGUAUAGAUGUUUAGCAACAAAUUCAAUGGGACACGCGAAUAGUUCAGUACGAGUACACAAGAUAAUAUUGCCGACUACUACCGUUGCACCAACAACAUCCACGACAACCACCGUCUCCACUACCACAACCACAACAACGUUACCGUCUACCACAAGAAUAGUUACUAUCUCGACAGUGAUACCGUCACCAACAACUAAAAGAAAAAUCCAUACAAAAUCUGGUGAUCGGAAAUCUGGAGGCAAAAUGGACGACAAGACCGGUCUACGGAUGAACGGUGUCGAAUCGGCAGACGAGAUGGAGACAAAAAGCAGCAGCCACCGGGCAAGCCGUGGUUCGAGUCGGGUCCGCCGGUCAACGAUUAGCCAAUCCGUGAGCAUCGCGGCUGAGCUGGCGUUUUUGGCAGCCGCUACUGCUAGCUGGUCAACUGGUUUUCCAGUGGACGCCGCCAUAGGUGGACUCGUAUCACUGAUGUUAGUCGUUUCGCCGUCACUCAUUAUGUGGCUACAGAACUGAACCCCAAAAGGAGGCCUACAUAACUACUGAUGUACACCUAAGGGGCAUACAUGUUUUAAGAAACUAUCAGAUUUCGUGUUAUUAAGUUUUUGUAAUCAUGUUUUUUAUUUUCAAUACCUUCCCUCGAACCAUCAAUAAAUACCGCACAUUACACCACUGGCACCAACAUCACCACAUUCCAUGACCGCUGAGUACUGAAAAUCCGUGGUAUAUKCGGUUAUCAAUUAAUGCCCACCCAACAAUCAACCAAUGUCUAAUAUUAUACCAAUUAUCAAUUCAAUUUCACUACGGCUGUGUUUGGAUAUGUGGUUGAAAACCAAAAUCACGUAAUCUCCGAUACAAAUAUACUAAAAUAAUACAUAAUAUAUAUAUAUAUAUAUAAUAUAUAAAUAAUAUACAAAUAACCGGGUUGCAAUCGCGCGUGAUCGAAACAUCAUCGCUUACGUUUAAAGAGCAUUUUUACUUUUCACAUAAAAUCCAUAAUUUGAGUUAAUACACUGCAACUGGUCGGAUUUUUGUAAUUUUUAAUUUGUGCGUGAUUAAAGUUGUUAUAUUCAAAAUAUUUACGACCACGUCGUCAUAACCGAUUCACAUAUUAAAAAUGUUAAGCAUUGAUUCAUUAAUCAAGAAAUCACUUAAAGGUUAAGCUGAUUUCAAUCAGAUAAACGUCACAAAAGUUAAUUCUUGGUUUUAAUAUAAUAUAUUAUAUAUUUUUCGAUAUUUGAACGUUGGAUUCUGAGAUGAUAAAAAAAAUAAGAAAAUGGUUAUUUUAUGACCUAUAUUGUUUGUGCACGUUAGUAACAAACCGAUAUUUUACCCAUCGUAUCAAAUCUAAGACCUUGCAAAUAUUUUACCAAACUAAUAAUGAUUCAAUAACUUAAUAACAAUCACGAUGUACGUCAAACCAACUUUUUCUGGUGUUUGGAACUAUUAAAAUGUUUAAGUCUCGUGUUAUUUUUGUUUUGUUAGUAUCAUUAUAUUUUUUGACUAAUUUUAAUGGUCAAAUAUUAACCUCUGACAAAAAUGACAAAAACUUGUGCGCAGCGCAAUAAAUUUCUUUAACGAUUGAGAGUAAAAUUGCUCAAACGUAAUCGUAAAAAUCGUCCAAUUUACGACACGGUUUUUUUUGCCUUUAUAUCGAGUAACAUAAUUUUUUUUUAUAAUUAUACCAAAUUUUUUUGAAUUCGUAUAACAUUCCUUGAAAAACAUUUUUACUGAAAAUUUUAAAUGUUCAUUAAAUGUUUUCCCUUAUCUUAGAGAAUUUACUAUCAAAUAUUGUAUUUGUUAUUGUUUUGAAUUUUGAUAAUGUAUAAGAAUAUAAUAUUAAGAACUGUACCAUGUGUAAAUACCAUAUCAAUGUUAUACCUGUAUUGUAUUAUUUAGCUGAAAUUGUGUUAAUAAUAAUUACUAUACGUGGAUUAAGUUAAAUUUUUAAUAUCUGAUUUACCUCAAACUUAAAAGAUUCACACUUAAACAAAUUAUGAAUAAAACUAUGUUGCUAAUAAUAAUUUAAUAGUGUUAGUGUUUCAG
Molecule: messenger RNA, 2726 nt
Organism: Diuraphis noxia (Russian wheat aphid)
Lineage: Eukaryota; Metazoa; Arthropoda; Insecta; Hemiptera; Aphididae
Product: neurotrimin-like
Cellular component (GO): neuron projection
Source: RefSeq, a predicted model, not a curated record